AUUUCGAAGUAGAUGUUAAAAGAAUCAUAGUUUUCACAUAUAUCAUAGAAUGUCAUGAUUUUGAUCGGUUGAACAAAGGUGUAUAUCUGUUUUUUUUUGUUGAAAAAGAGAAAGAAGGUUGUUUUUUUUUAAAGUAAGUAAUUAUGGAACAAAAGGGGAUAAUAUUGUCUGCUAUAAGUGCUGGGGUUGGCGUUGGGGUAGGUCUCGGAUUGGCUUCGAGCCCAACUGUGAGCAAAAGGGUUGGUUGGAAUUUUGAAGACGAUGAUAUUACAAGGGAGCAGAUUGUGCAAGAACUAAUGAGACAAGUUAUUGAUGGAAAGUUUAGCAAGGUCACCUUUGAUGACUUCCCUUAUUACCUUAGUGAGAGAACUCGAGUGUUAUUAACAAGUGCUGCAUACAUCCAACUAAAAAACAACGAUGUUUCUCGGCAUACACGAAACCUUUCCCCUGUCAGCAGAGCUAUUUUGUUAUCAGGACCUGCUGAACUUUACCAGCAAAUGCUUGCCAAGGCUUUGGCGCAUUACUUUGAAUCAAAACUACUGCUUUUGGACAUUACUGAUUUUUCUCUUAAGAUGCAAAGCAAAUAUGGUUGUACCAAGAAAGAACCUGCACCUUCCUUGAAGAGGUCUAUUUCGGAGAUGACUCUAGAGCGAGUGAACAACUUGUUUGGUUCCUUGCAACUCCUUUCCCCAAGAAAAGAAACAAGGGGCAUGUCACCGCAACAGGGUAGUGCUAUUGAUCUCAAUUCCAGGCCUAUGGAAGGUUCAGGCAAGCUUCCGAAACAUCGUAGAAAUGCCUCAACAGCAUGUGAUUUAAGUAGCAUCUCUUCGAACCGUGCUCUCGUAAAUUCAGCUCCCCACAAGCGCACUAGCAGUUGGUGUUUCGAUCAGAAACUUUUUCUGCAAUCACUUUACAGGGUAUUGGCUUCAGUAUCCAAAACCGGUCCCAUUAUCUUAUACAUCAGGGAUGUUGAGAAGCUUAUCCUCCAAUCAGAGAACUUCUACAAUCUGUUUCAAAAAAUGUUAAACAAACUUUCCGGUCCGGUAUUGAUACUUGGUUCCAGGAUGUUGGACCCUGAGGAUGAUUACAAUGAGGUGGAUGACAGGCUUGCAGUGUUAUUUCCUUACAACGUUGAGAUAAAACCUCCCGAAGACGAAACUCGUCUCCAUAGCUGGAAAGUGAAACUUGAGGAGGACAUGAAGAUGCUCCAAAUUCAAGAUAACAGGAACCACAUUGCUGAAGUACUAGCAGCAAAUGACCUCGAAUGUGACGAUUUGAGUUCGAUCUGUUCAGCAGACACAAUAGUAUUAAGUAAUUAUAUUGAAGAAAUUAUUGUAUCAGCAAUCUCUUAUCACUUGAUGAACAGCAAGGAUCCGGAAUAUCGGAAUGGAAAGCUUGUUAUAUCUUCCAAAAGCUUAUCCCAUGGACUCAAUUUAUUCCAAGAAGGAAAAGGUUGCGGGAAGGAUACCUUAAAAUUAGGGACAAAUGCUGAAUCGACCAAGGAUGAAGAGGUUGUACGUGCAAAACCUGAACCGAAAUCCGACACCACCGUCACUAAAAUGAAAAAUAAGAUUGAGAAAUCCAAUCCUGCUAUGAAAAAGGAUGCCGAGAAUCCGCCAAAACCAAAAGUAGCUGAAGUUCCUCCUGAUAAUGAAUUCGAAAAAAGAAUAAGGCCAGAGGUUAUUCCUCCGAAUGAGAUCGGCAUGACAUUUGCAGAUAUCGGUGCUCUGGAUGAGACCAAAGAAUCACUUCAGGAGUUGGUCAUGCUUCCUCUACGAAGGCCCGAUCUCUUCAACGGAGGGCUUCUGAAGCCAUGUAGAGGUAUACUACUCUUUGGACCUCCUGGUACAGGGAAAACAAUGCUAGCAAAGGCCAUUGCCAAUGAAGCUGGAGCAAGUUUCAUUAAUGUAUCAAUGUCCACCAUAACUUCAAAAUGGUUUGGGGAAGACGAAAAGAAUGUGAGAGCUUUAUUCACACUAGCAGCAAAGGUUGCGCCGACCAUAAUUUUCGUGGACGAGGUUGAUAGCAUGCUGGGACAGAGGACUAGAGUUGGGGAGCACGAAGCUAUGCGAAAAAUUAAGAAUGAGUUCAUGGCUCAUUGGGAUGGCCUAUUGACAAAAUCCGGUGAGCGAAUUCUCGUCCUUGCUGCAACCAACAGGCCAUUCGAUCUUGAUGAGGCAAUCAUCAGGCGUUUUGAACGCAGAAUUAUGGUUGGCCUUCCAUCGACAGAGAGCAGAGAAAAGAUUUUGAGAACUCUACUUGCAAAAGAGAAAGUUGAAGAUCUUGACUACAAGGAGCUUGCAACCAUGACAGAAGGAUAUAGUGGAAGUGACCUCAAGAACUUGUGCGUGAUGGCAGCUUAUCGACCCGUUAGGGAGUUGAUUCAGCACGAGAGGUUGAAGGAUCUGAAAAAAAGGAGAGAAGCUGGCCAGAGUUUCCAAGAUGCUUUAGGGACAAAAGAGGAGAAUAUGAAGGAAGGAGCAAUUACUUUGAGGCCUUUAAACAUGGAAGAUAUGAGAGAAGCAAAGAAUCAGGUUGCUGCCAGCUUUGCUUCCGAAGGAUCAGUAAUGAGCGAGCUGAAGCAAUGGAAUGAGUUGUAUGGAGAAGGAGGUUCAAGGAAGAAGCAAUCGUUAACUUACUUCCUUUAGAUUGAUUAAUAACUCUUGUAUAU
Molecule: messenger RNA, 2671 nt
Organism: Hibiscus syriacus
Lineage: Eukaryota; Viridiplantae; Streptophyta; Magnoliopsida; Malvales; Malvaceae
Exons: 15
Coding region: 144-2648 (834 amino acids)
Cellular component (GO): mitochondrial outer membrane
Molecular function (GO): ATP hydrolysis activity; ATP binding
Source: RefSeq, a predicted model, not a curated record